AUGGGCAGACCACGCCCAAACAAGCUCAUCGCCUUGGCCGUCUUUGCUUCCGCCCUCGUUCUCCUCUACCUCUUCUUCCCUGCCUCCAUCUCCGCACGUCUCAUCGCCUUCGUUACCACCCGCCCCCGCAGCACAUGCACCCCCCGUGCCUACGCCAAUGGCUCCUGGACUCCCAAGGCCAUUGUGCCCGACCUCCCCGUCAUGACCAAGCCCGACGACGCCCUCAUCUUCGCCGGCUUCCAGGGCUGCGCCAGCAGCCGCGAGUAUUACUGGCACCUCGGUGCCGACCAUGAGGAGCAAUGGGACCGCUUUCCCGCCGUCACCUCUUGGGAAUGGACACCUGGCGACGACUGUGUCGUUCGCCCCCUUAGUCCUGCCGCGAUGAUCAAGGACAUGGUCGAGCAGGGCGGAUGGCUUCUCAUCGGAGACUCGGUCACGGAGAACCAGUUCUUCUCGCUGUCAUGCAUCCUAUACCCGCACGUGCGCGCGACCCCGAACUACACGGAGAACCCGUACUUUGACCGCGCCUGGCCGCAGCAUCUGUACCUCUCCCCGACGUCGCCGCUACUCCCGCACCUUUCCUUACCUCCCCAUUUCAACAUCUCGGGAACGCCGCUGGUGACGUUUCGGCGCGUGGACCUGCUCUUCUCACAGCCCGAGCUGGUCUCGCUGUACGCAGAGCUGCACCCGGACAAGGCCGCCGAACCGGGGUGGUCGCUCUUCUCCGACGAGAAGGCGUGGUCGCUCCCGCCCGCGGAGUACCUCGCGCUGUUCGGCGCGGAUGACGUCGGUGCACGCUACCGCACGCUCGUCGCGAGCACGGGCGGGCACUGGACGACGACGCUCUUCAGCGGGCUCGCGGAUGCGGACGCGCCCGGGGGCGGGAUCCAGAACGUGCUCGACUUCUACACGGUCGCGAUGCGGCGCUGGGCGGACGCGGUGCAGACUGCGCUCGACGGGAUGAACAGCGCGGGCGGGGGCGGGGGCGCGCCGCAUCAGGUGGUCGUACGCGCGUAUCUGCCCGGGCACGAGGACUGCCAUGACUGGCGCGAGCCGUGGACGGAGUGGCACCCGUACAAGUGGAACUGGUACAACUGGCCGUGGAUCGGGGACUUCAACGCGAUUUUUGAUGACCUGCUCUCGCGCCCGCGAUACCCCGAUAUCCACUACCUCGCGAUCGACCGCCCGGCGCUUCUCCGACCCGACGGGCACGCGGCGGGCGACUGCCUGCACCUCAUCGCCGGCACGGGCGUCCUCGAGGGCUGGUCGCACUAUAUCUGGCACUACGUCACGCGCGAGCUGCCAGGGCGCGUCCGAUAA
Sparassis crispa is the source of this 1320-nucleotide messenger RNA. RefSeq lists its product as hypothetical. The transcript has 3 exons. Lineage: Eukaryota; Fungi; Basidiomycota; Agaricomycetes; Polyporales; Sparassidaceae. The coding region runs from base 1 to 1320 and encodes 439 amino acids. Gene Ontology annotation, molecular function: O-acetyltransferase activity. The record is from RefSeq and is a predicted model, not a curated record. Gene Ontology annotation, cellular component: Golgi apparatus.